AUGUCACAACCACAGAUUGAUUUUGAAAAGAUUAAAUUACAAUCAGAUGGUACUGUUAAAGGUUAUAUAUCUACUGGAUUUAAUGAAAUUGUAUUAAAUAAUCCUUAUUUUGCUGCUGGUGGUGGUUUAAUGCUAUUGGGUACUGGUUUGGCUUUAACAAGAUCGGGUAUUGUUAAAAGUUCGGGUUUUAUUUAUAGACAAUUAUUAGUUGAUCUUGAAAUACCUUCAAAAGAUAAGUCAUAUCUUUGGUUUUUAGAAUGGAUGGCAAAAUACAAACAUCGUUCAUCAAGACAUUUAUCAGUUGAGACUAAUGUUAUAACUCAUGAUAAUGGUGCAAUUACUACAAAAUUUUCAUUAGUCCCUGGGCCUGGUAAACAUUUAAUACGAUAUAAAGGUGCUUUUAUGUUGGUUAAUCGUGAAAGAAGUGGUAAAUUAUUGGAUAUGACUAGUGGUACACCUUUUGAAACAGUUACAUUAACAACAUUAUAUCGUGAUCGAAAUUUAUUUAAUGAAUUAUUAUCAGAAGCAAAAAGUAUGGCAUUAAAAUUAAGAGAAGGUAAAACUGUAAUUUUCACAUCAUGGGGACCUGAAUGGAGACCAUUUGGACAACCAAGAUCAAAAAGAUUACUAGGAUCAGUGAUUCUAGAUAAAGGUAUCGCGGAAAAUAUUUUAAAUGAUGUCAAAGAUUUUUUAACUAGUAGUGAUUGGUAUCAUAGAAGAGGUAUACCUUACAGAAGAGGUUAUUUAUUGUAUGGUCCUCCAGGAAGUGGUAAAACAUCUUUUAUUCAAGCAUUAGCGGGUGAAUUAGAUUAUAAUAUUUGUAUUUUAAAUAUUUCAGAGAAUAAUUUAACUGAUGAUAGACUCAAUCAUUUAAUGAAUCAUAUACCAAACAGAUCUAUCUUGUUGUUAGAAGAUGUUGAUGCUGCUUUUAAUAAAAGAGAACAAGUUAAUGAACAAGGUUAUACCAACGGUGUUACAUUUUCAGGAUUAUUAAAUGCUUUAGAUGGUGUGGCAUCUGCUGAAGAAUGUAUUACAUUUAUGACAACAAAUCAUCCUGAAAAACUAGACUCUGCUUUAAUGAGACCUGGUAGAGUUGACUAUAAAGUUCUUGUUAAUAAUGCAACUGAAUAUCAAGUUAAAAAGAUGUUUUUAAGAUUUUAUGAAAAUGAAUUUGAUUUAUGUGAUCAAUUUUUAGCAAAAUAUAGAAAAUUAAACUUGCAAAAUAUAAGUACAGCUCAAUUACAAGGUUUAUUUGUUUAUAAUAAAAGAGAUCCUAAAGCUGCUAUAGAUAUGAUAGAGACAUUACAAAAUCCAAAUACUGUAUUUUAG
Molecule: messenger RNA, 1329 nt
Organism: Insectozyma verbasci
Lineage: Eukaryota; Fungi; Ascomycota; Pichiomycetes; Serinales; Debaryomycetaceae
Source: the annotation of a GenBank genome assembly